Molecule: messenger RNA, 771 nt
Organism: Linum trigynum
Lineage: Eukaryota; Viridiplantae; Streptophyta; Magnoliopsida; Malpighiales; Linaceae
Source: the annotation of a GenBank genome assembly
AUGACCGACUAUGCACAAGAGCAGGAGAUGGAAAUUGAAGCAUUGGAAGCUAUACUUAUGGAUGAGUUCAAAGAAAUCCAUUCCUCUGAGAGUGGUUUAAAUACUUCAUCUCGGUGUUUCCAGAUAACAAUCACUCCACAGGAUGAUGACAUAGACCAGUCAACAACUACCCCAGUUCAGCUAGGCCUAAUUUUCUCCCACACAGAAAAAUAUCCAGAUGAACCUCCACUUUUGAAUGUGACAAGCAUAAAAGGUGUACAGCCAAGUGAUCUUAAGAAGUUAAAGGAAAAGCUUGAACAAGAGGCAUCUGAAAAUCUAGGUAUGGCAAUGAUCUACACACUGGUUUCGUCAGCUAAAGAUUGGCUGACUGAUUUAUAUGGUCAAGAUGAUGAGAAUGAUGAUAUUGAGGAUCUCGAGGCAAUCAAAGACGAUGUAAUUAUACCACAUGGAGAACCAGUCACUGUUGAGACUUUCAUUGCAUGGAGGGAGAGAUUUGAAGCAGAGUUGGCACUUGAGCGAGCAAAGUUGAUGCCCGAGUCUGUACUCUCCGCCCCGAAAGAGAAGAAGCUUACGGGCAGACAGUGGUUCGAAAGUGGUAAAGGGAGAGGUGCAGCACCUGUCAACGAAGGGUCCGAGGAGGAAGAUGAAGAAGAUAUCGACUUUGAUGAUGACGAUUUUGAUGCAGACGACGAGGAAGACAUGCUGGAGCACUAUCUGGCCGAGAAAUCCGACUCAUCAUCUCAUCAUUCUUCGUCAAGGAGAGCCAACUAG